AUGACGGAUACUGAUCGUCAGAUCAAUAAGAGAUCUGACGGCCCUGAUGGGGCGAAGAAUUUGAAGAGGCGGCGGUUGAAGGGACGCGUGUCGCUUCAGGAAAUAGCCACAAGGAAAGACAGGAUCCAUGCAAGUCGACUCCUAGAAGUCGACCUUAUGCAGUCAACUCCCAAAAGUCGACUUCCACUUAAGAAGACCAACAAGAGAGUAACCUCCGAAUAUCCAAAUAAUCCUAAGUCGAUCUCCCAGUACUCGAGGUCGACUCCUUGCACCUCGAGUGAGGAGAGGCGAAUCGACCAGGGCAAUUUAGACCUUUCAGGUGAACUGACCAGGGCAUUUUGGGGACUUCAAGUGUUGUCGCAGUCUAGCAACGGUUCGAAGGCGAUUCAAACAGAUCUGAGUUCAAAACCGCCGGUUCACUCUAGAUCUGAGAGUAGACCCAUCACCAUGACUCUUGUGGCUUCUGCUUACGCCGUGCCUUGCUCGGAUAGGAGUAAUGGCGAUGGGGAGCUGAAACUAGGGUUUUUUGUAGUGAUUGUGUUUUAUAUUUAUUUGGAGAUUAAUAUGGGGAAAAUGGGCAGGGUUUUGCCCACCCCAUGGUUAGAUAUACUGUUAUUACAGAUUACCCGUUGGAAAAAAAUCCAUUCUUUAAUUCUUUUGAUUUUGUUCAUACCUUUUGAUAUUUUGUUUUCUUUUUCCGCUCCCGUUAAUGGAGCCUGGUGGUGGAAAGCUGAGCUUUCUGCGGAAUAUCCUUUUGGCGAAACCCUCCUCGGCGACGGUCGUAUCCUCGUCCGGCAACUCCGCCCCGACCGCGCCAAAGAAGAUCCCCAACCACCCAACAUAAUUUUUUAUCAGGAUUCCAACGUCACAAAUGUUGGGGCUGAGUACUUACUAAUAAGUAGCGUCAAACUUCAGUAUUUUGUACCGCAAUCAUUAGUCAACCACCGUGAAACGGAGGGAUGCCCGGGAAAACAUCGUUGCGGGUUGGACCCGAUGGAGUUGCCGUCGUCACCAUCAACAACCCACCUCUCAAUCUGCUCUCCGUUGACGAUGGUUUAUGGGGCUCUUUACACCGGGAAUACUAGAGACGGUGUUCACAAACCAUACGGCCUAUUGAUGCUUAGCUUGAAGGAGAAUAUUGAGGGGGCUCUAUUGAGAGAUGACACGAAAGCGAUUGUAAUUACCGGUGUGAAGGGCAAGUUUUCUGCUGGAUUUGAUGUGACAUCAUUUGGUGGUAGUCGAGAGAAAAAGGAGAAAAAAGAGCUGGGGUUUAUGUCAAUUCAUAUUGUGACCAAUACUUUGGAAGCUGCGAGAAAGCCUGUUGUAGCUGCUAUUGAAGGCCCUGCUUUCGGUGGUGGACUGGAAAUUGCACUUGCAUGUCACGCUCGCAUAGCGACUCCCUCUGCACAAUUAGGCCUUACAGAGCUUCAGUAUGGGAUUCUCCCUGGUUUUGGAGGUACACAAAGACUUCCAAGACUUGUGGGCCUCAGGAAAGCUCUCGAAAUGAUUCUGAUGUCAAAACGAGUAGAUGGUAAGGAGGCUCGAAAUAUGUCCCUCGUGGAUGCCUUAGCUCCUGCAGAUGAGCUUCUUGGAGUAGCUUGUCAAUGGGCUCUGGAUAUGUUUGAGUGUAGAAAACCAUGGGUGAUUAGUCUUUACAGAACCGACAAAUUAGAACCCAUGAGAGAAGCUAGAGCAAUACUUAAGUCAUUCCGCAUGCAAGUCCAGAAAGACAAUCCAAAUGUUGUGCACCCUUUAGUAUGUAUCGAUGUCAUUGAACAAGGAAUAAUUUGUGGCCCUCAUAAUGCCCUAUGGAAGGAAGCAGAAGCUCUUGAAGAACUUCGACAAUCUAGUACAUGCAGGAGCCUUAUACAUGUAUUUUUCGCUCAGCGUGAAGUUCUGAAGAUUCCUGAAAUAUCUAGGAUGAAUCUGCGGCCAAGAAAAAUAGAGAAGGUUGCUGUAAUUGGUGGGGGAUUAAAUAGCUGCGAAAUUGCUACGUUUUUGGUCCUCAGAAAUUACAAAGUCAUUCUGAAACUGAAUAAUAAGAAGAAUCUGUUGGUGGAGAUCGGCAGAAACGGAAAGGCAACUCAAGUAGGCGUUGAGAAAGCUUUCAAUCUAUUAGCGGGUGCUCUUGAUUAUGAGAACCUCAAAGAUAUCGAUUUAGCUAUAGAGGCUGAAUCUGAAAGUUUACCAUUAAAGCAAGAGAUUUUUGCUGAACUCGAGAAAUCUUGUCCACCACAUUGCAUUUUUGCCACCAAUACCUCGAGCUUCAGCUUGAAAUCGAUUGGAGAAAGAAGUAAAUCCCAGAAUCAGAUUGCUGGGAUCCGUUUUUGCCUCCAGCCGGUAACAACACCUCUUAUGGAAAUAGUUCGUACAGAGAGUACAUCACCUCAAGUAAUAGUUGAUUUAACAUCUUUCACAAGAAAAAUUCGGAGAACCCCAAUUAUCAUCUGUGACAGGAAAGGCUAUUCAGUCGACAAUAUGUUGGUUGCGUAUUUGCAUUCGGCAAUAUUAAUAGCUGAACAUGGUGUGGAUUUUUACCGGAUUGAUCAGACUCUUCAAGGCUUUGGAAUGCAAUUGGGUCCAUUCAGAAUGAUUGAUAUAGUUCCAUUUUUUGGGAAUCUCCUGGAUAAAUCUUACAGGCCAAAGCUGAUUCGAGUUUUACAACACGAAGGACUUCUGGGUGAAUGUAAUGGUAAGGGAUUCUAUGAAUAUGACAAUCAUGGCAAGGCUAGUCCAAAUCCUAAGAUUGUGGACUACAUUGGAAAAGCUAGGACUAACUUGAAUAUGACCAGCGACCUCAAGAUGACAAACUUGUCCGAGGAAGAGAUGGUCGAGAUGAUCUUAUUUCCGGCUCUAAACGAAGCAUGCCGUUUAAUCUCAGAGGGCAUUGUAAUAAGGUCAUCUGAUCUUGAUGUUGCCUCAGUACUUGGAAUGGGGUUCCCAUCAUACAGGGGAGGAAUUAUUUACUGGUCCAAGUCAUUUGGGCCAAAUUAUGUAUAUUCAAGAUUGGUGAGUUGGUCAAAUGAAUAUGGAGAGUUUUUCAAGCCUUGUGAUUAUUUGAGGGAGCUAUCUGCAAAGAGGAUAUUUCUGGGAAGAGAAAGAAAGCAGCACAAGCCAAAGUUGUAAGAUAUGUAUAAAUUUUGGAUCCUUCAAUUCAGAUACUAAUUUAUCUCUGUUGCAUUGAAAUAUCUUUAACUUUCUGACCCAGCUGUUAUACUUGUAUUUUAUUACAGUAUGAUGUAUCUGUUAUUGGUAAACUAUGCAAAGGCCGUAAUUUGAUAUGCUUGCAAAGUUGUAUUAUACGAAUAAAAACUACUCACUCACUCGUGUGGGUGUGUAUUGAUCCAAAUUAUUAAUAUACAACCACGAUGAAAUGAGAUUUAUAAUGCUUUUAAAUAAUCCCUAAAAAUAGUUUGAGAUUUUAUUAAAUCCAAAAAAUUCCGAAAAAUGGUAAUAUUAUCUAAUCUUAACAAAAUUUACCUUCUAGAAUUCCAAAAGGCAACACCUACCCUUUCCCACGUGACCUUAUCCAUCUUAGCAUUCAAAACACACCAAACAACAUAUAGACUUUUUGUGCAUCACUAGUUCACUACACAAGGACAAGAUCAAAAAAGUACUCUAAAAAAAUUAAUCACUAUCUAUAUUCAAACCCCACAACACCAACCACAGAAACCCAAUUACCAUGCCUUCCUCAACCUACCUCCUCAUCCUACUCACCUCCGCCGUCCUCCUCGCCGCGCUCCCGCCGUCCGCCGGAGACUCCCCGUCGGUCUACGAAGUCCUCCAAUCGUACGAUUUUCCCGCCGGACUUCUGCCAGUGGGCGUGACCGGCUACGAGCUGGACCCGAGCACCGGGAAAUUCUCGGUCUACCUGGACAAGAGCUGCAGCUUCACCAUAAGCGGGUACGACCUCAAGUUCAAGAGCGAAAUCUCCGGCACGAUAUCGAGGGGAAAAAUCAAGGAUCUGCAAGGGAUUCAGGUGAAGGUCCUGUUUUUCUGGGUCAACAUCGUCGAGGUCACCAGAGACGGUGACGAAUUGGAACUGUCCGUCGGUAUUUUGUCCGCGACUUUUCCGGUGGAUAACUUCUAUGAGAGUCCGCAGUGCGGGUGCGGGUUUGACUGUGUCAAUUACGACGCCGGGAAAAGAUGUGGCCGGAAAUUCAGCUUCACGAGUGUUAUGUAGUGUAGUCUGUAGUUAAUGGAGCUCCGCUGUGUGGAAUUAGUAAUUUUGGAGUGUGUGUAGUAAAGUACUGAUGAUUUAUUAGCAGCAGAUUUUGGUGUGGUGUUAUUGACAAGGUACUUUAGUUAGGAUAAAUAUGUGAUGCUAUUUUGUUAUGCAAUUUUAAUAAUUAUGAACUUGCGCUUUGUGUUUUGUAGUUUUAUAGUUUUAUUGUUAAGUAGUGUGGAUAUAUACAUUUGAAAUGCACGGG
Striga asiatica is the source of this 4430-nucleotide messenger RNA. The record is from the annotation of a GenBank genome assembly. NCBI's taxonomy places the organism in Eukaryota, Viridiplantae, Streptophyta, Magnoliopsida, Lamiales, Orobanchaceae.